GCGGGGAGGAGGAGGGGGGGGAGAAGGGAAGAUGGCGGACGCGCCACCCGGCGUGGAUGUGCCCGAACUGGGCACCUGGAGCAUCGCCGAACUCCAAGCCAAGCUCAAUGAGAUCGGUUUCUCCCCACAAGGUAUUAACCCGCCGCCUGCCCGGACUGAAGGCGACCGACGCCGGCUCGGGCCCAGCGACGCCCGGAGCCUGGGGCUCGAGUUCCGGGUAGUCCGCUGCCCCGACCUCAGAAGAGUGCGUGAAGAUCUGAUCGAACGCCUGCAGAACUACAGUCUCCAGACUGGAUCGAUUCUGAACCGACCCGUGCGUAAGGAUGAGCUGGACAAGGGGCACCCCAUGCCACCAAUGCCCGGGCAGACACUUCCAGCUCCACUGGCCGAUGUCGUCACUCGCCGCCUUCGUCUCUUGCAGAUGGCCGGGAUGCAGAUGCCCCCCCGCUCCAUGGGCAUGUCCCGCAUCCCCCACCCGCCCGGCAUGCAGAUGGGCUUCCCCAUGGGGCUGCCACACGGGAUGGGCCCCCGCAUGCACAUGCCCUCCGUCGACCCGUCCGGCCUCUCCGAGGAAGAGAGGCUGAAGCUGGCACAGCAGCAGGCCGCCAUCCUCAUCCAGCAGGAGGAGAGAGCCAAGCAGGUAACGCAACCCUCCGGCUGGGCUGGGUGUUGUUUGCUGCCGUGCGAUUUUGUUCUAAUAGUGUUUUAUUUCUCUCUCUCUCUCUCUUCUCGUGACGUUCCCCGUGGACCAGGCAGCGGGCCCAUUCAGUUGUCCAUGUCCGUGGGCUUGCGUUCGGCACCGCAGGGGCUGACUGCCACGCUGGCCGGGCCAGGGCUGGGCCCACGCAUACGCGGACCACCCCCUCCCCCCGGAGAAGAGAACAGAGAGGGCGAUGAACUGGGACCCGGCCCCAGAAUCCCCCAGGUCCUUGAGAAGAUCCUUCAACUCAAGGAGCAGCGGCAGGUGGAGCAGACGGCAAUAUCGGAGGCUUCAGAUGAGGCUGAUUCAACGCUGGGAGCCACUCUGACACCGGCCGAUACUGAGGAUGAGGAGCUCGCCUCGUCGCUGUCGAAGAAAGAGAAAAACCGUAAACGCCGCAACAGGAAGAAGAAGAAGAAGGGGGUGCGGGGUGAGGAGAACGGGGUGAAGAAGAAGGCGGAGACGGUGGAAGCCAUGGACACCGACACCGACGUGGAGGUGGAGUACAUAACCGAGGAGCCCGAGGUGUUCGACGCCAACUUCAUCUACUUCAAGAGGAUCUUCGAGUCCUUCAGGCUGACGGAUGAUGUGAAGAAAGACAAGGACAAAGAGCCAGACAAAGCCGACAAGCUGGAGUCGGCUGUGGUGAUGAAGAAGAAAGGGUUUGAAACAGACCUGAAGGGGAGCAGUGAUGACGAUGAUGAUUUGGACAGUGAUGAUGAUGCGGUGAAGAAGGACGACCUCCCCAAGCUGUCAAAGAAGAAGAUGAGGAGACUGAAUCGCCUGAGUGUGGCUGAACUGAAGCAGCUGGUGGCCCGGCCGGACGUGGUGGAGAUGCACGACGUGACAGCGCACGACCCCAAGCUGCUCGUCCACCUCAAGGCCACCCGCAACUCGGUGCCCGUGCCCCGGCACUGGUGCUUCAAGCGCAAGUACCUGCAGGGCAAGCGUGGCAUCGAGAAGCCCCCCUUCGAGCUGCCUGAGUUUAUCCGCCGCACCGGCAUCCAGGAGAUGAGAGAGGCCCUGCAGGAGAAGGAGGAGCAGAAGACCAUGAAGACCAAGAUGAGGGAGAAGGUGCGGCCCAAAAUGGGCAAGAUUGACAUCGACUACCAGAAGCUGCACGAUGCCUUCUUCAAAUGGCAGACCAAGCCCAAACUGACCAUUCACGGGGACCUGUAUUAUGAGGGUAAAGAGUUUGAAACCCGUCUAAAGGAGAAGAAACCUGGAGACCUGUCCGAUGAGCUGAGACUGGCCCUUGGAAUGCCGGUGGGAGCUAAUUCGCACAAGGUCCCUCCGCCGUGGUUGAUUGCCAUGCAGAGAUACGGCCCACCGCCAUCCUACCCCAACCUCAAAAUCCCUGGUCUGAACUCGCCCAUCCCCGAGAGCUGUUCGUUCGGCUACCACGCCGGGGGCUGGGGGAAGCCUCCCGUUGAUGAGACUGGAAAACCCUUGUACGGAGACGUGUUUGGGACCAACUCCCUGGAAUUCCAGGCAAAGACUGAGGAAGAGGAGCUUGACCGCACGCCGUGGGGCGAACUGGAGCCGUCCGAUGAGGAAUCCUCGGAGGAGGAGGAGGACGAGGAUGAGAGUGACGAGGACAAGCCCGACGACACCGGCUUCAUCACCCCCGCCGACAGUGGCCUGAUCACUCCCGGCGGCUUCUCCUCCUCCGUCCCGGCCGGCAUGGAGACCCCCGAGCUCAUCGAGCUGAGGAAGAAGAAGAUCGAGGAGGCUAUGGACGGCGGUGAGACGCCACAGCUCUACAUCCCGGUGCCCGAGAAGAGGACAGCGACAGUGGGCGGCGCCAUGAUGGGAUCCACGCACAUCUACGACAUGUCGGCGGUGAUGAGCCGCAAGGGCGCGGCGCCCGAGACCCAGGGCAUCGAGGUGGCGCUGGCCCCCGAGGAGCUGGAGCUCGACCCCAUGGCCAUGACGCAGAAGUACGAGGAGCGGGUGCGCGAGCAGCAGGCCCAUGUGGAGAAGGAGGACUUCAGCGACAUGGUGGCUGAGCACGCCGCCAAGCAGAAGCAAAAGAAGAGGAAGGCCCAGCCUGCGGACACUGGCCCCGGCACCAAGAAAUACAAGGAGUUCAAGUUCUAGUCUGGGGCCGAGCGGCCCCUGUUUUACCCCCCUCCCCCCCCCCCCCCCAA
This is a messenger RNA of Leucoraja erinaceus (little skate), 2850 nucleotides long. RefSeq names its product splicing factor 3b, subunit 2 (gene sf3b2). The record is from RefSeq and is a predicted model, not a curated record. The coding region runs from base 32 to 2800 and encodes 922 amino acids. Gene Ontology annotation, biological process: mRNA splicing, via spliceosome. Gene Ontology annotation, cellular component: precatalytic spliceosome; U2-type spliceosomal complex; catalytic step 2 spliceosome. The transcript has 20 exons. NCBI's taxonomy places the organism in Eukaryota, Metazoa, Chordata, Chondrichthyes, Rajiformes, Rajidae.